AUGGCGGAAGGAUCGAUGGAAACACUUGCGCGAUCUCAACUCGAGAUGUUAUAUAGGUUGGGAAUAUUGGAGCAACAUUCGAAUGAUGAUAUCGAGCGCCAGUGCAUUGCGAGCAAGAGAGAUGAGAAGAAAAAAGAACAUGACGCCUUCCUCGCGGCUCUACCUCCACCUUCGGUGAUGUGUUCAGUGCCUUCCAGGGCACUCCAGGAGUCAAUUUACGAUUUGGAGUCUAACAGUGAGCCAAGUCGAGAAGAGAAUUGCGAAUUGUUUUUCUCUUCAUUGGCAGCUUCGCGGCGAAGACGACAGCUCAAGUCUCGUCGGCAUCACUACCUGAACUCAUCAAGCUCACUUGCGUCGUCUUCGAGCUUUCAUUCAAGCAAGCAAACACGUCAUGCGCUUCGAUUAUGGUUUCGACAAUGGAAGUUCUACGUUCUUAAUCGAAGAGAGAAAGAUCGACGACAAGUAUCUAUAAACGUGCUUUCAAAACAGAAUUGCUGGACCAAGUGGGCUUUUUAUUCAAAGCAGCGGCAGUAUCGACGUGAAAAGACGUUGCAUCUUGAUAGUUGGAAAGCUUCUAGAGCACUUUCCAAAUGGGCACAGUGGAAACAACGACGUAUUUUGCUGCGUAAAUUAAUCAAUAGUGGGCGGCGUUCCUUUAUGGGGCGAUUGAUCCAGCAGCGAGUUUGGAGCCGAUGGGUGAAAUUGACGCUACGAAGAAAGCACUUUUACCGCGUAUUGGGCCUUCAGACACUUCGGCGUCACGAUCGACUAGUGCGUUGUGUGUGGACUGGGCUGCGUAUUCAUUCAUAUAGAGCUCGCCACGAUUCUAUAGCGCUGCGCAAUUGCUUGAGAGUAAUGCGAAACUUCUGUUAUACUCGAAAAGUGAAACAUUCAAAGUUUCUGCAGAGACAAUGUAAGAUGAAUGAUUGUCGGAAGCGUCGACUUUUGCAGCGUUGGAAAGCAUACACUGUUGUGUCUAGUCGUGAUAGGAGAUUAUCGUGGAAUGUUCAAAACAAUUUGAAACGAAGGAGAUUUCUACUGUUGUGGUGUAAAGUUGCUCGCGAUAUCAAUCAUACAGACCAGCUUCGAUCGAAAGUGAUAUUUCGAAAUCUAUAUCAGCAUUUUCAAGCCUGGAACAUUAUAGCAAGAGCUAUCAAACGUGGAACUAAAGUGCGUGAAAGUAGCGAAAAGCAUAGUCGUAAAUUCUAUUUCCAAGUCCUUAAAGCCCAAGCAAAAUUUGGUGCCCACAGCAAACACGUCCAUCUGAUGAUGAACCAGAGCCGUCUCGCUACAGCUGUGAGUCACUAUUAUGUAUGGACGACAGAGAGAAGACACAUAAGAGAUGCUAUGAAUCGAAUCUUAUCGCAGAGGACUAGCAGUGAAGCAGUAUUGUACAAUCAUCACAUCGCGGUAUUUGAGCAGAUGGAAACACAAGUCAUUGGUGGGCUGAAAAGCUACCAGAUCUUUUGCUUGGAACAACAUCAGCGAGUUGCUAAAGCUCAAUCACACCUUCGGCGCCGAUUGCUAAAACGAGGUGUUUUGACGUUGUGGCGCGCUGUUCAUGGCAAUGCAGAAAGCUCGCUGCAAGCUUAUCAUUUUCGUCGCAAGCUGCGGGUUAAUAUAAAAAAGCGCCAUUUUCGGAGUUGGUUGCACAUCACAAAGUCGCGAACAUUCAAUCGAGAGAGACUACAUGAGUUGCAGAAACGUCUAAAUUUGUUUUUCAAAUUGGAACGCCGAACUUGGAAUCGCUGGGUGAAGUUUGUUACCCAUUGUCAACGACGUGAUCAGUUUGAUCGUCGGUAUCAAGUACGCAGAAAGCAUCAAAUUUUACACCGGUGGAACUUUCAGGCUAAAUCAAACUCUCGUUUACGUGACUGUAUCCACAACAAACGCAUAAGAAUAACUCAAACGCGUUUUAACCACUGGAAAUAUUGUGUGGGAGAGUGGAAAAAGAUUCGAGUCGUAACCAAGUUUGCGAUAAGUGUCUACGAGAAGAACCUUUGUACUCGGCUUAUUCAAGAAUGGCGAUCUUGCUCUUCACGCUUUCAUCGAGAACGUAAAAUUGUUGGCGAGGAAAGGUGUGCGUUCGUCAGUGUGUGUCUAGAUUACGAUGUCGUCGAGAAUGUCAGAUAG
Molecule: messenger RNA, 2133 nt
Organism: Plasmopara halstedii
Lineage: Eukaryota; Oomycota; Peronosporomycetes; Peronosporales; Peronosporaceae
Exons: 4
Coding region: 1-2133 (710 amino acids)
Source: RefSeq, a predicted model, not a curated record